Danaus chrysippus (African queen) is the source of this 948-nucleotide messenger RNA. NCBI's taxonomy places the organism in Eukaryota, Metazoa, Arthropoda, Insecta, Lepidoptera, Nymphalidae. The record is from the annotation of a GenBank genome assembly.
AUGGCUACCAUUCUCAAAGUGACUACGUUAGCAAUCUUAUUGAGCAGCAGCUACGCAGGAAUUUUGCAUGGAAAUCAUCACCAUGGACAAAUCAGCCAUAGUUUAUCACCUCCACCUUUGCAAAGUUACUCAGGCUCCAGUUCAUUGUCUUCAAGUUUCUCACCCAGUUCCUUCCCCGAAGGUUCGCUUCCUUCAGCAACUUAUUCAGGAUCCGGUUUCAACAGCGGUGGUUUUGAAUCAAACUCGGGAUUAGGAUUAGGAUCCGCUGGAUUAACUGGAGUUUCUUUUGCGAGUGGAGGUUUAUCUGGAUCAGGAUUAAGUGGAUCGGGAUCAAUUGGACCUCUCGUUUCUGCGCCGGUUAGCGCUGGAGCUGCCUUACCAGGACUUGGAAGUGGACUACAGGCUGUUGGAUCUUCUUCAGUAGGCUUUGGGGGCAAUGGAUUUGUUGGUGGCGAUGGACUACCCGCUGGACCUAAAGCUCCAGUGAUCACUGAAAUUCAUGGUCUUGCAAACAACAACGGAGCACCCACUCAGUAUCGUGUACGUGAUGAAACAUACCAAGUCGUCCGCCAAGUAACCCACCGAGUUCCCCAGCCAGUACCAUACCCUGUGCCACAAAGGGUUCAAGUUCCCUAUCCUCAACCUUACCCUGUCCAAGUUCCAGUUGUAAGGAACGUACCUGUCCCAGUAGUGAAGAUUCAGCACGUGAAAGUUGACAAACCUGUACCUUACCCUGUUGAAAAAAUUGUCAAGGUUCCCGUAGAGAAAGUGGUCGAAGUACCUGUUGACCGCCCUGUUCCUGUUGAAAAGAUUGUUGAAGUACCAAUAGUCAAAGUUGUUCAGAUUCCAGUUCAUGUUGUAAAGAAAUAUCCAGUACCAGUAGUUAAGACUGUACAUCAUAAGGCUCACUCUAGCCACGGUCAUGGACACGGCUGGUCUAAAUGGUAA